Molecule: messenger RNA, 1622 nt
Organism: Rubroshorea leprosula
Lineage: Eukaryota; Viridiplantae; Streptophyta; Magnoliopsida; Malvales; Dipterocarpaceae
Source: the annotation of a GenBank genome assembly
GCCGGUUCUGCAACCUGCAUUUUCCGAAGUAAUUCCGCCAUUGAUGAAUCCAGAUACAGUAUCGAUGAAUGUGAAAACUUCUCAGAUAAUCCCACGGUGUGGAAUUACGCACGCGAUGUCUGGUUUCGAAGAGGGGAGGAACGGAAUCCUGUCACCUGAUGGUGUAGGAGAGGAAAAGCCAUUUGAUUUCCUACGCUCUUUUUGUGAGGGUGCUAUCGCUGGUGCUGCUGCUGGUGUUGCUGCGGAAGCAGCUUUAUACCCAAUUGACACCAUAAAAACUAGACUGCAGGCGGUUCACGGUGGAGGAAAAAUCAUUUUAAAGGGUCUUUAUUCUGGAUUGGCUGAAAAUGUUGCCGGUGUCUUUUUGGCUUCAGCAUUAUAUGUUGGUGUAUAUGAACCUACAAGGCAGAAGCUGCUAAACGACUUCCCUGAAAAGAUCAGUGCUUUUGCUCAUUUGACAGCAAGUGCUCUAGGAGGUGCCCUAGGAGGUGCAGCUUCUUCCAUUAUUCGUGUUCCUGUGGAGGUUCUUAAGCAAAGGAUGCAAACUGGGCAAUUUGCUUCUGCCCCUGAGGCUGUACGUGUUAUUGUUUCCAAUGAAGGUUUUAAUGGUCUUUAUGCGGGCUAUGGAUCCUUCUUAUUGCGAGAUUUGCCCUUUGAUGCUGUUCAAUUUUGCAUCUAUGAGCAACUACACAUAGGAUAUAAGCUAGCUGCAAAAAGAGAUCUCAGUGAUCCUGAGAAUGCUAUUCUUGGUGCUUUUGCUGGUGCCAUAACUGGAGCCAUUACUACUCCUCUUGAUGUGAUAAAAACUAGAUUAAUGGUUCAGGGAUCAGUAAAGCAGUACAAUGGGAUUUUUGACUGUGCAAGGACUAUAAUGAGGGAAGAAGGAAGCCAUGCUCUUUUCAAGGGUAUUGGACCUAGGGUGGUGUGGCUAGGUCUUGGAGGUUCAAUUUUCUUCGCUGUUCUUGAAAAGAUGAAGCAAAUGCUAGCAGAAAGGCAACCAGGAAAUAAGAAGUCAUUGUCUAUCAAGCAAGAUUGACGUCGCUGCUAAAAGUUCAAUAUAUUUGCUUUGUUGUUUUCAGCGUUUUUCAGUUUCUUUCUCUAUAGCUCUUUGCUAUUAUCAGAGAUGGAAUUGCUCUUCACUUACCUUCUUAUUUCUCCUUUACUUUUGCUCCAUCAUGAUUUUGUACCUAUUCAUGAGUACUUAAAAGAAAUUGAAGCAUGAACCUGCACCAACCUUCCCAUCAUGCUCUUAUUGUAUAUGGUUCUUUAAAUAAUGGAAAUAAGUAACAGAACUGGUGUCAAUUGUGUCAUACAUUUAGGAUUCGAAAUACUGUUUUGUAGUCCGUACAGUCUGGACUGCAAAAAUGGUCGAUUCUUCAGUAGUUAGCAACACUGCAACAAGUGGCUCUUAGAGGCACAAUCAGAGAUGACCAAAAGACAGGUAAUUUUCCUCCAAACUUCUGUGAAUUCGAUCAUGGAUUUAUGUUGUUGGUUAUUUAUUUUUUAGAGUGUGUUUUAGGAAAAGUACUGUGUAUUGCAUGAAAGUUGUUCGACAAAUUGCCUAAGAGGGGGAAGUAUUGUUAAAAUUUUCUGUGUUCUCUAAAUAACACUGAAAUGAUGUG